Molecule: messenger RNA, 2211 nt
Organism: Dothidotthia symphoricarpi CBS 119687
Lineage: Eukaryota; Fungi; Ascomycota; Dothideomycetes; Pleosporales; Dothidotthiaceae
Product: DNA mismatch repair protein MutL
Exons: 3
Coding region: 1-2211 (736 amino acids)
Biological process (GO): mismatch repair
Cellular component (GO): MutLalpha complex
Molecular function (GO): mismatched DNA binding; ATP hydrolysis activity; ATP binding
Source: RefSeq, a predicted model, not a curated record
AUGGCAGAGAAUAUGGAUCUGUCGCCUCCCUCGCCUCGCGGUACGAAACGAAAGGGCGAUGACGCACUGCCACUUCCGGCGCCACGUCGGAUCAAAGCACUUGCGCAGGAUGUAGUCAACAAGAUCGCUGCAGGCGAGAUUAUCGUCGCGCCUGUACACGCGCUCAAAGAACUGAUCGAGAAUGCUGUUGACGCAGGGUCGACUGCAUUGGAAGUUAUGGUGAAAGAUGGCGGCCUCAAACUCCUGCAGAUCACAGACAACGGGCACGGGAUUGAUAAAGCAGAUCUACCAAUUCUCUGUGAACGAUUCACAACCUCGAAGCUGAAGGCGUUUGAGGAUCUGACCUCGAUCGGCACUUAUGGCUUUCGUGGAGAGGCGCUGGCGAGCAUCAGUCAUAUUGCACAUCUCAAAGUCACGACGAAGACGAAGGAAUCGAGCUGCGCAUGGGAAGCCCACUAUGCGGACGGUAAGCUUGCCAGUCCGAAGCCUGGUCAGAAUGCGGAGCCGAAAGCGAAAGCUGGACGACCAGGAACACAGAUCACAGUCGAAGACCUGUUUUACAAUGUUCCUUCACGCCGUCGUGCGUUCCGCUCGGCUAGCGAAGAGUACGCAAAGAUUCUCGAUCUUGUUGGACGCUACGCGGUGCACUGUGCGGGUGUGUCUUUCUCCUGCCGAAAAGUUGGCGAUAAUGCCGGAAGUGGCAUCUCCGUUCCUGCGACCGCUAGUAUGAAGGAUCGUAUACGACAGAUUCAUGGCAGCGCGGUAGCCAACGAGUUAGUGACUGUUAAGGCAGAGGACGAUCGUUGGGGCUUCAAGUGUGAGGGAUGGAUCAGCAAUGCGAACUAUAGCGCCAAACGGACGAGCUUGUUGUUGUUCAUCAACCAUCGAUCGGUCGAGUCGGCUGUGAUCAAGAAGAGUGUUGAGCAGACAUACGCUACAUUCCUGCCGAAAGGUGGGCAUCCGUUUGCGUAUUUGAGCCUUGAGAUCGAGCCACAUCGGGUUGAUGUCAAUGUACAUCCCACGAAACGCGAAGUUCACUUCUUAGAUGAAGACGAAAUUAUCGCUGUUAUAUGUGACGAGAUCCGCAAUAGCCUGAGCAAAGUGGAUACAAGCAGGACUUUCUUGACACAGUCGCUACUGUCGAAUCCCAAAGUCCCGUUUGCAACACCCAUGAAGCAGUCAAUGUCAGCUAUGCCAGCGACACCAGCGACAGGCGAUAUAUCAGACCGCAGCGGAUCGAGAGUUCCGAAGACAGCGACGAAGAAACCGUACGAGAACAAUCUUGUGCGCACAGAUUCAUCAGCACGCAAGAUUACAUCCAUGCUGCAACCGCAACGCACCAUAGACGAGGCCGAAAACGACGAAGACGAGAUGGAAUACGAGUGUUCUGAGAAAGAGCCGAUGAUCUGUCGCCUAACGUCCGUGAAGGAAUUACGUGCUGAAGUGCGAGACGCUAUGCACGGCGACCUCACUGACAUUAUUUCAACCCAUACAUUUGUCGGCAUAGUUGAUGAGCAAAAGCGCUUGGCUGCGAUACAAGGCGGAGUCAAACUCUUCCUCAUCGAUUAUGGUAUGCUAUGCAACGAGUACUUCUACCAGGUUGGCCUAACCGACUUCGCAAAUUUUGGUUCGAUACGUUUCAACCCACCUCUACCAUUGCGUGAUCUACUCAAGAUCGCAGCGGAGCAAGAGAAAAAGAACGCAGGUGACGCGGCAGAUGAUGUGGAUUGGGAUGAGGUCGUUGACACCGUUCAGCGACUAUUAAUCGGGAAGGCUACUCUGCUCGUAGAGUACUUGUGCAUGGAAAUCUCGGCGGAAGGCGAACUAUGUUCUAUUCCAUUGCUGAUGAAAGGUUACACACCUUCACUGGCCAAAUUACCGCAGUUUCUUCUGCGUCUCGGUCCACAUGUGACGUGGGAUAACGAGAAAGCUUGUUUUCAUACCUUGCUCUGCGAACUUGCUUCGUUUUACGUCCCAGAGUGUUUGCCGCUGGCGCCUUCUCUGCCGGUGGAUGGUAACGACACGAGCAAAGAAAGAAUUAUAGAAGAAGAUCCGGAAAUUGCUCUGCGCAGGAAGAAGGUGAGGAGAGCGUUGGAACACACUAUUUUCCCAGCUUGCAAGGCGAGACUAGUGGCUACGAGGGGCUUGCUAAAAGGGGUUGUGGAAAUCGCCAAUCUCAGGGGGCUUUAUCGGGUCUUUGAGAGAUGUUAA